Panicum hallii is the source of this 1741-nucleotide messenger RNA. Its product is annotated as putative disease resistance RPP13-like protein 3. NCBI's taxonomy places the organism in Eukaryota, Viridiplantae, Streptophyta, Magnoliopsida, Poales, Poaceae. The transcript is spliced from 3 exons. The record is from RefSeq and is a predicted model, not a curated record. Bases 32 to 1741 code for a protein of 569 amino acids. Gene Ontology annotation, molecular function: ADP binding. Gene Ontology annotation, biological process: defense response to other organism.
UAGCAAGCAAGGCCGGAUUUAGCAUUCAGCCAUGGCGGGCAUGGUGGUGACUGCUUCCAUGGGAGUAAUGAACUCGCUCCUGAAGAAGCUCACCGCCCUUCUGGGGGAUGAGUACAAGCUGCUCAAAGGCGCGAGGGACGAGGUGGCCUCCCUGAGGGACGAGAUGAGCAGCAUGGGCGCCCUGCUCGCCAGGAUGGACGGCAUGGAGGCGCUCGACGCGCAGCAGGCGGAGUGGAGGCGCAAGGUGCGGGAGAUGUCCUACGACAUGGAGGACUGCGUCGACCUCUUCAUGCGCCGCUUCGGCGAUGGGGCCGGCGGCGGCAACAGCAAGGCCGUUGGCGGGCUCGUUGCGCAGCUCAGGAUGCUGUGGUCACGGCACAACCUCGCCAGGAAGAUCCAGAAGCUGAAGGCCCGUGUGGAGGACGAGAGCCGUCGGCGUGGCAGGUACAGGCUGCUUGACGACCACGCCGCCCGGGGGAAUCAGCAACCUUCUGCAUCUCCUGUUACCAUGGAUCCGAGGAUCUCGGCGCUGUACGAGGAGGCGACUGCCCUCGUGGGCAUCGAUGCCUCCCUGCGCAAGGCCAUCGGGUGGCUGACUGAUGAGGAAGAAGGGGAAGGAGCACGGAGGCAGCAGCUUCGAGUGGUGUCCAUCGUCGGGUUCGGUGGCAUAGGCAAGUCAACUCUUGCAAGAAGAGCGUACAAUGAAACCCGAGGCCAAUUCGACUGCUCAGCUUUCGUGUCCGUGUCUCGUAGCCCAAAUACGAAGAGGAUUUUUGCAGACAUACUAUCAGGAGUCGGGUCUCAGUGCGAUGUCUCCACGGACUCUGAGCAUCAACUCAUCGACAAGCUUAGAGAACAUCUCCAAGACAAGAGGUACCUCAUUGUGAUUGAUGACAUUUGGAGUGAAAACGCAUGGAAGAUAAUCAGCUGUGCUUUCGUGGAGAACUACCGUAGAAGCAGAGUCAUAACAACCACACGCCACCAAAAUGUAGCUUCAGCGUGCUUGCACACCCGUAAUUUUCACGGGCAUGUUCACAGGGUCGAGCCGCUAAAUAAUGAAGACUCAAGAAGACUGUUCUUCAGAAGAGUUUUCAACUCUGAGGAUUGCCCUGAGGAUUUUCAAACUACUUCAGAGCAGAUUCUAAAGAAGUGUGGAGGCGUGCCUUUGGCCAUAAUUAGCCUUGCGAGCACGUUGGCUUGCCAGAAUAAUGUCAUGGUGAUAGAGACAUGGGAGAAGAUGUUGAACUCUCUAUGCUAUAGGCUGGAAACAAGUCCUAGCCUAGAGUGGAUGAGGCAUGUCCUGGACCUUAGCUACAAGGAUCUUUGCCCAAAUCUAAGAGCAUGCAUGCUCUACCUUGGUAUAUUUCCAGAAGAUUGGGUAAUCAGUAAGGAUGAUUUGGUGAGGAGAUGGAUUGCCGAAGGUUUUGUUUGUGAUGCGUAUGGACAUGUUCCGGAGGAGAUUGCGGAAGGCUAUUUUAUUGAACUCAUCAACCGGAGCAUUAUCCAAGUAGCUGAGUUCAACGAGUACAACGAAGCCAUAUCCUGUCGGGUGCAUGACAUAAUGCUUGAUUUCAUCAUAUCCAAGGCCACGGAGGACAACUUCUUUGCUAUAGUGGGCACCGCUGAUCAGCAGCACAUCAGGACCGGGAAUCCGUCCAUUCGUAGAGUCAGCUUUCGCAUCGACCACAUGGAAUGCGACCGGGUACGAUUGCUUGGGGCGCAGUCCUCCUCCUCCAACUAA